UUCCAUUGAUAAUUAUGGGUUUAAAAUUUAUUUUAAUCUUCAUUAAAAUGUUGUCAGAGAUAGUCAUUUGUUUAUUCAACUGUAUCGUGGAAACAACAUAUAGUCAUACUUGUACAUACAGCGUGGGUCACAGAAAAAAACAGUGGAAACCAGGAAGUGGGGAAACCUUGGGGAGUUGUCCACCGAGUCGUGUGACGCGGGGUAUCGCAGAGCCUCGCACGGCGACGACCACUUGUCACCCGGCGAACGCGGACGCCGCGGAAAAAAACCAAACGGCCGGAACACGCGUUUUUUUUUUCGUUCGUUUCGACAAUUAGCCGACCGACGCGCCGUCCAAUGAGAUCGCUCGUCGGUCCGCGGCCGCCUAAUUAUAACAGUGUUCGGGGGGUUGGUACGGUGCACCGCGCGGCCCCGGUGGGGGAAAGGGGGGGCGUACUCCGGCGUCGACCUCACGCAGUCUCCCGUCCGUGCCCGUGUGCCGAGCCCGCCAAACCGUACUCACACACACACACACAUUGUUGCACCGGACACCCGUGCGCUGGAUGCGGCCGCCGAUUCACCUGAGAACGCCGCGCUCCAAAACUGUCCACGGCCGACGACGCGACCGACGCCGCCGACUGUUGCUCUCAGCCGUCGCGAGUGUGCAUUAGUAUGUGGAGCGGCGCUCCGCGAACAUCCGACGACGACCAGCCAGGACUGCCAGGACCCAGCGACCGCCACCUGUAGAACGGACACACCGGCCCGUUUUUGUUCUGUUGUGCAUUUGUGUGUCUGUGCGGCACGCGGCCAUCGUCGUCCACCCCCCCGACUCAGUCUCGACGAUUUUUCGUAUUUGUUUCGCGGGUGCGUCUUUGAUUUUCCGUCGUCAUGGAGGACGGCUGGGACUCGCAUGUGUCGCCCCUGAUAAUGGGCGUGGGGAUGGAUAUGCAGGACAUUCAGGGGGAGCACCACAUGGGCCAGCACCCGCACCAGGACAUGGGACACGGCGAUAUGAACGGUCAGGAUUUGGAGCAGGAGAUCGUGCACGAGAUGCGUGGACACCAGGAUAAUAUGGGUUCGUCGCAGGAUUAUUAUUCACACCAGCUCUUGGUAUCGGGCCAGCCGACCACAAAUUCGGGUUCGUCGCCGGCGUCCGGUGGCGGCUCGCUGAGUCCGGGCGGUUCGGCCGGACUUCCGGGCGCGCUGUCGCCCGGCGGCACCUCCAGCACCGGCCAGACGCAGUGCUGCGAGUCGGGCAGACCCCUGGUCACGGACCCGGUGACCGGACAAAGCGUCUGCUCCUGCCAGUACGACUCGGCCCGGCUGGCGGCCCUCCAGUAUCCCAGGAGCGUCGGCAUGUACGGCACGCCGUACCCAUCCACCGACCAGAACCCCUACCCGAGCAUAGGGGUUGAGAGCUCGGCAUUCUAUUCACCUCUGAGUAACCCAUACGCCUUAAAAGAUGCUGGUGGUCCAACUGAUAUGUCAGCGUGGACCAGUGCCGGAUUACAACCCACAACUGGUUAUUACCCCUACGACCCGGCGUUGGCUGCAUAUGGUUAUGGAGCCGGAUAUGAUCUGGCGGCCAGACGGAAAAACGCCACGAGGGAGUCGACGGCAACGUUGAAAGCGUGGCUCAACGAGCACAAGAAGAACCCUUACCCCACUAAAGGAGAGAAGAUCAUGCUGGCAAUAAUCACCAAAAUGACCCUCACCCAAGUGUCGACGUGGUUCGCCAACGCACGAAGACGAUUGAAGAAGGAGAACAAGAUGACGUGGGAACCGAAAAACAAAACCGACGACGAUGACGACGCUUUAGUAUCCGACGGAGACGAUAAAGACAAGGACGACGACGACAAAAGAGACGACACAGAUAUCCACGGUAGAAUAAAGUCGGAACGCAACGGCAAAGACCUUGACGACGACGACAUGACCGACGAAGACAGAAAAGAUGACCUCUUGGGCGGCAACAUGCACCACAUUCUCGGCAACGGCUUUGGCAUGAAACCCGAACUGAAGAACACCGACUGCGGCGUACCUCUACCACCCUCCAAACCAAAAAUCUGGUCGCUAGCAGACACCGCCGCCUGUAAAACUCCACCACCACCUCCUCCAUCGCAGAACCAACAGUGGUUGGGGAGUAACGGAUUCGCCUUGCCUAGUUCCCGUUACGGGGGCAACGGAGGUGGCGGAUUCCUGCCUAGUCACUGUCAACAGGGUUUUCCCGAUGUGCAGACGGACACACCACCUCAGACACCUCCCAACAUGAAACUACCUAGUGUCGGGCUUCCCGGACAAGGACCAUGCAUAGGAACGGGUUCCGCCAAUGGCGCCUAUGGUCAAGGAGGAUUCUUGGGUGGUUUUGGCAGGCUGCAGAGUCCGCAGCGGCCGCCUCCACCUCAGGGCGGACAGAUGACAGCUCCCACCAGCGACAACGCAGCCUUCAAACCGUUUUACAAAAGUUAAUAUUGGAUGAACGCGUGCGACAACCUGCAAGAGAAAUACAAUCGAUGCAAUGUGGGCAACGUGCAGUAAUUAUAAAUAUAAGUGUGAGUGUGUGUGGACUGAGGAUUAAAAUCAACCGGAUACAAUCUGUUUGUAAAUUUGUGUAAAUGCAUUUAUUUAUAUCUGUGAUAAACGAGACAAAAGAGCAUGUCGUCAAGGCACCUUUUUCGGAAACGGGACUUUUCUCUAAGCUAGAGGUAGUUUCUUUUUCAAAAAAACAAAAAAAAAAUUCUAGAAGAGAUUGCUGGGCACUGUGACCAAUGUUGUUGGAUGUUUUUUUUUUCGUACAAUGUGAUGUGAUGCUAGACGUAGGAUUUCUUGUUUGUACCAGGGGAAGUUUUUUCCACAACACAAAAAUGUUUCGAAGUCAUGGGAUAGCGUUACCUGCUUGCAAAAGCCACAGUUUUAUCGCAUAACUUCUGGAUGGUUAUUCUCAGGUUCUCCGAUAGAAACAAGAAAUUAUGUCUACUGUUACAAAAAUGUUGUUAUUUUGAAAUAGGGCAACAUCGCAAUGUUUGUAAAUUAUUGUGAAAAUCACAAGUCAGACUAGUGUAUUCUCAAAUCACUUUUUAUUGUUAAUUUUUUAUUCAUUAGAAGAAUUGUUGUGUAUAAAGAAUACCAUAUCAAGGAUUAUUAUAAAACUAACAUUAUUUUGUUGGCUUUAGCCUAAAGUUGUACAUUAUUUUGUCUGUUUGUAAAUAGAUUGAAUGUAUUAUAGAUAUAAUUAUUAUUAUUAUUGUCUUAAUUAAAAUAUUAACAGAGAAUUAUAUUAA
Aethina tumida (small hive beetle) is the source of this 3257-nucleotide messenger RNA. RefSeq names its product homeobox protein araucan. Gene Ontology annotation, cellular component: nucleus. NCBI's taxonomy places the organism in Eukaryota, Metazoa, Arthropoda, Insecta, Coleoptera, Nitidulidae. The coding region runs from base 868 to 2445 and encodes 525 amino acids. Gene Ontology annotation, biological process: regulation of transcription by RNA polymerase II; neuron differentiation; cell development. The record is from RefSeq and is a predicted model, not a curated record. Gene Ontology annotation, molecular function: DNA-binding transcription factor activity, RNA polymerase II-specific; RNA polymerase II cis-regulatory region sequence-specific DNA binding. The transcript has 6 exons.